CUGUCGCAGCGGGUGGCGAAGUACUGGAUGCAGCGCUACAGCCUGUGGUCCAGGUAUGACGAAGGCGUGCUCAUGGACGAAGAGGGCUGGUUCUCAGCCACACCUGAAGUGGUGGCCAUGCACCAUGCCGAGAGGGUGGCGGGCCGGGUGGUGGUGGACGGCUUCUGCGGCGUCGGCGGCAGCGCUGUGCACUUGGCGCGGCGGUGCAGCCAUGUGGUCGCCGUGGACAGCUGCCGGCCGCGCCUGGACCUGGCCGCGCACAACGCCGCCGUCUACGGAGUGGCCGACCGCCUCGAGCUGCUCUGCGCCGACUUCCUGCGCCUGCCUGCCACCCUGCAGGCGGAUGCAGUAUUCAUGUCGCCACCAUGGGGUGGCCCCGCGUACUCUGCAAAGACCUUUGACGUGUCUCACGAUAUCGGCGGACUCGGAGUGAGCCUUGCGCAGCUGCUGGCCAUUGCCAUGUGCAUGUGUGCAGAUGGGGCGGUGGGGCUGAUGGUGUUUCUGCCGCGCAACACGGAUCUGGUGCAGCUGUCGGCGGCGCUUCCGGGGAACGCCUGCUGCGAGGUGGAGCGCGUCGUUCUCAAUGGCUUCCUCAAGGCCAUCACUGUCUAUGUCGGUGCCGUGGCACGCACU
Messenger RNA from Coccomyxa subellipsoidea C-169, 633 nucleotides. Its product is annotated as S-adenosyl-L-methionine-dependent methyltransferase. The record is from RefSeq and is a predicted model, not a curated record. Gene Ontology annotation, biological process: 7-methylguanosine RNA capping; 7-methylguanosine cap hypermethylation. The annotation marks the transcript as partial. Gene Ontology annotation, molecular function: RNA cap trimethylguanosine synthase activity. NCBI's taxonomy places the organism in Eukaryota, Viridiplantae, Chlorophyta, Trebouxiophyceae, Coccomyxaceae. Gene Ontology annotation, cellular component: nucleus. The transcript has 4 exons.